This is a messenger RNA of Elephantulus edwardii (Cape elephant shrew), 2532 nucleotides long. RefSeq names its product aryl hydrocarbon receptor (gene AHR). The transcript has 11 exons. Gene Ontology annotation, molecular function: protein dimerization activity; nuclear receptor activity; transcription cis-regulatory region binding. Gene Ontology annotation, biological process: regulation of transcription by RNA polymerase II. Bases 1 to 2532 code for a protein of 843 amino acids. The record is from RefSeq and is a predicted model, not a curated record. NCBI's taxonomy places the organism in Eukaryota, Metazoa, Chordata, Mammalia, Macroscelidea, Macroscelididae. Gene Ontology annotation, cellular component: aryl hydrocarbon receptor complex; nucleus.
AUGAACAGUGGCAGCGCCAACAUCACCUACGCCAGUCGGAAGCGGCGGAAACCCGUGCAGAAAACAGUAAAACCAAUACCGGCAGAAGGUAUCAAAUCAAAUCCUUCCAAAAGACACAGAGACAGACUUAAUACAGAGUUGGAUCGUUUGGCUAGCCUGCUGCCCUUCCCACAAGAUGUUAUCAAUAAGCUGGACAAGCUUUCAGUUCUGAGGCUCAGUGUCAGUUACCUGAGGGCCAAGAGCUUCUUUGAUGUUGCAUUGAAGUCUUCCCCUGCUGACAGAAAUGGAAGCCAAGAUAACUGUAGAACCAAACUCAGAGAAGAUUUGAACUUGCAGGAAGGAGAGUUCCUAUUACAGGCUCUGAAUGGAUUUGUGUUGGUUGUAACUACAGAUGCUUUGAUAUUUUAUGCUUCAUCCACUAUACAAGAUUACCUAGGAUUUCAGCAGUCUGAUGUCAUACAUCAAAGUGUUUAUGAACUUAUUCAUACUGAAGACCGAGCUGAAUUUCAGCGACAGCUACACUGGGCAUUGAACCCUUCACAGUGUGCAGACUCAGGACAAAGAAUUGAGGAGGCUAAUAGUCUUCCACAGCCAGUAGUCUAUUAUAACCCAGAACAGCUUCCUCCGGAAAACUCUUCCUUUAUGAAGAGAUGCUUCAUCUGCCGUCUAAGGUGUCUGCUGGAUAAUUCAUCUGGUUUUCUGGCAAUGAAUUUCCAGGGAAGGCUAAAAUAUCUUCAUGGGCAGAACAAGAAAGGGAAAGAUGGAUCAAUCCUUCCACCUCAGUUGGCUUUGUUUGCAAUAGCUACUCCACUUCAGCCACCGUCCAUACUUGAAAUCCGAACCAAAAAUUUCAUCUUUAGAACUAAACACAGACUUGAUUUUACACCUACUGGUUGCGAUGCCAAAGGGAAAAUUAUUUUGGGAUAUACUGAAGCAGAGCUGUGCAUGAGAGGAUCAGGAUAUCAAUUUAUUCAUGCUGCUGAUAUGCUUUACUGUGCUGAGAAUCACAUCCGAAUGAUUAAGACUGGAGAGAGUGGCAUGACCGUGUUCAGGCUUCUUACCAAAGGAAAUCGGUGGGCGUGGGUUCAAUCCAAUGCACGCUUAGUGUAUAAAAAUGGGAGACCAGAUUAUAUCAUCGCCACUCAGAGACCUCUCACAGAGGAAGAGGGAACAGAGCACCUAAGAAAACGAAAUAUGAAGUUGCCUUUUAUGUUUACCACUGGAGAAGCUGUGCUGUAUGAGGUAGCCAACCCCUUUCCUCCCAUGAUUGAUCCUUUACCAUUAAGGACUAAAAGCAGCAGCAGUGCAAAAGACUCUGCUGCUAAAUCAACUUUAAAUAAGGAUUCCCUCAACCCCAGUUCCCUCUUGGGUGCCAGAAUGCAACAAGAUGAAUCGAUUUAUCUUUAUCCAGCUUCAAAUACUGUACCCUUUGAAAGAAACUUUUUAAACAAAUCUAUGAAUCAGUGCAAUAACUGGGAAGACCAUAUUACACCAGUGGGAAGUGAGAAUCCUCUCAAACAUGAACAAGUUACUCAGUCUCAGGAAAUGAACCUGAUUGUCUCUGAAGAUCAAGCAGGCCUCUUUCCAGAUAAUAAAAAUAGUGACUUGUACAGCAUUAUGAAAAACCUAGGCAUUGAUUUUGAAGAUAUCAAGCACAUGCAACAGAAUGAGGAAUUUUUCAGGGCCGAUUUUUCUGGUGAGGAUGACUUCGGAGACAUUGACAUAGCAGAUGAACUACUGACAUACGUCCAAGAUUCUUUAAGUAAGUCUACCUUCAUGUGUUCUGGUUACCAACAGCAAGAGUCUGUGGUUCUAAACUCAAGCUGUAUGGUACAAGAACACCUCCAGUUAGAACAGCAGCAACUGCAGCACCACCAACAGCAAGUAGUAGAACAGCAGCAACAGCUCUGCCAGAAAAUGAAGCAUAUGCAAGUUAAUGGCAUGUUUGCAAAUUGGAACUCUAACCAGGCUGUGCCUUUUAGUUGUCCUCAGCAAGACCUACAGCAGUAUAAUGUCUUUCCAGACUUGCAUAGGACGAAUCAAGAAUUUCCCUAUAAAUCUGACAUCAGUACAAUGCCUUAUACACAGAACUUCCAGUCUGUAAUACCACAACAUGCCAGUUGCACUCAGUUGGACAUUCCAGUGGGGAAUUUCGAACCAUCCCCAUACCCUAGUACAUCUAAUUUUGAAGGUUUUGUCCAUUGUUUACAAGUUUCUGAACACCAGGAACAUGGAUUAAAUCCACAGUCAACUGUAGUGACUCCACAGACAUGUUAUGCAGGGGCCGUGUCAAUGUAUCAGUGCCAGCCGAAAGCUCAGCACACCCAGCUGGAUCAGAUGCAGUACAAUCCAGCAAUCCCAGGCUCUCGGACAUUUCUGGAUGAGAUCCAGAAUGGAGGCAUUCUCAGUGAAACCUAUCCACCUGAAUUAAAUAGCAUGAAUAACACUCAGGCUCCCACACAUCUUCAGCCUCUUCAUCAUCCAUCAGAAACCACACCUUUCCCUGAUUUGACAUCCAGUGGAUUUCUGUAA